GCCGUGUGUGCUGAAUGGUUAUCGUGCACUUAUGUUCCAAGGGAGAACACGGUUUACCAAUCGCGCCGCGUCCACGAACGACGAACGUAGAGAAGAAAUUGAAGAGAACGAAAAAUAAAAUAAACAACGAUAUAUAUAUAAUAUUCAUUCGCACCUCGAGAGUCUAGGCAAAACGCGCGCUUGUGAAUGGUAUUCGUGUCAGUUGAGAAAUGGCCAGUCAGCAAACGCGGUCAGCUUUUAAGCUGACAUCGAUUGCAACGAACAGUGUACUGAAUUCAAUAACACGUUUAAUCAUUCGAUUACAAAUGCAUUCGGGAACAUUGUUUUGGGUAUGCGUUUUAUUUGGUAUCCGAAGCACAAUAUCAAUAUCAUAUUCAUCGGAUUACGAUGAAUCGAUUGUGUUGCCGAAAUUCGGUGAUCGAAUAUCGCCGCGAACUCGUACAUUUAUUGAAGUGGAAAAAUUAAGAACAACGAAUAAUAAUAGCAACAACAAUAACAACAACAAAUUUUCCGCCGACAUAAAUUCAAUGUCGAACCCUAACUAUAGCGCCGAUAAUCAUAGUAAUAAUAACGUAAAUAGCAAUAAUAGUAAUAAGACUGAACAUGGUUUUAAUUUAAAUGCAUCAAGUUGGAGUGGUAGUGCAAUUGAUUCAAAUAGUGGAAGUAAUAGUGUAUCGGUAUUAAGUUACAAUGAAAACAGUACAAAUGGACCAACGAACAGGCAUAGUAAACAUUUGCAACAGGCACCACCACCACCACUGCCGCCGAUAACAACAACAACAACGACGACGACAAAAAAAUUCGCCACCACAUUGCAAUACAACAAUAAUCAUAGUAAUAAUAAUCAUAAUCGUAAUAAUAAUAAUAAGAAUAUUAAUGUCUAUAAUAAUGAUAAUAGUAAUGAUAAUGGUGCGGAUAGUGUUGAAUUUGAUGUGAUCGAUAGCGAAAAUGAUAUCUUUAAUGCGUUGCUUCGUCAGCAUAAAAGUUUAAAUGUCGGUGCAAAUGAUGCGUACAGUGAACCAAGUGUUGAGAAUAAUUUGUGCAAUAAUAAAAGUGAACCAUGUUCAAAUGGUGGUGUGGUGCAAAAUGUUGGUGCAAAUUCUGAUAAUGAAUUAAGCAAUGAAAUCGAUUUACGAAAUGGUAAUUCCACAUCGGCACAAGCCCAUCGUCUUGAAAUGUCAACCGAGUUUUUUGUGGUGCCCACAUCGUCGUCCACAAUUCCAUCGCAUCACUUACCUGGCGGUAUUAUUCUACCGAGUCGUCCAAAGAGCCAAGCAUCAAUAGUGCCGCCAUUAAGCCAUAGUCGCUUACUUAAGAAUUCGUCACAGCCGACAAUAGUCAGUACACAUCAUCAUCAUUCGCUUGGUUUGCGUAAAGAACCUUGGGUUGUGCCAGUUCUUGUACUCACCUCACUCGUCAUGGUAAUGAUGGCCGCUUUCGAGAUAUUUGUAUUGUGCAAAGCAUGGCAAACAUCGCCUAGUCGGCGACAUCUUUUCUUGGGUCAAAUGCUAUUAUUGGGCUUAUUUUUGUGCGCUUGUUUGGCAGCUGUUUUAACCGUAACACCGACCGUUUUUGCCUGUGGUUUGGUGCGUUUUGGUUCGGGUGUCGCAUUCGCUUUGGUCUUUGCAUCGUUAUUAGUGAAAUGCGUUUUCUUAAUUAGCCUAAAUAGUGGUGUUUAUUUGCCGGCACCGUAUCAAGGUCUAUUACUGUUAUUUGCUGUAUUAAUUCAAGUGGCAAUCGGUGGACAAUGGUUACUUACAACACCGGCCGAAGUUGAAGCGGUUUCAGUACCGUUGCGACACGGUCCAUUGAGCCUGACCCACCAUUCACUAUUGCUUACCGCACAAGAUAUAUCCAUGACCACGACAAUACCAUUGUGCAAGACCCAUUUCACCGAUUUACUCUAUUCAUUGGUUUAUGUCAUUUUUUUGAUAUUAUUCGUUGCUGUGCUGGCCAUCAAAUCGCGACGCAUUCGAGAAAAUUACCGAGAAGCAACAUACAUUGGCUUGGCAAUAUGCGGUUCAAUACCCAUUUGGCUGGGAUGGACACUAUGCGGAUUGGCCGUUGCCGAUCGACACAAAGACGCUUGUCUUGCAUUUGGAUUAAUCGCAACAUCGGCCACAGUUUUCCUGGUUAUGUUUAUGCCAAAAGGUCGACAAUUGGCAGCGAUGGGAAAAGAAGGCCUAUUUACUGCAGAUCGUGACGAGCAAUUGAGUUCUCUUAGUCGCACCGGAUCUGGUUAUUCACCAUCAUUUUUCCACUUUAAACCGAUCAAAUACGGAGUUAUGGGAAAUAAUCUUGCAUCAAACACCAACACCGUGAACAAUACAACGAUAAAGCAUCAAGCCGUCGCUUCAUUGGGAAACGAAUGUGCACUGCAUGCAUAUUCGUAUUAUUUCAUAUUGCCACAAAAUGUGCAUUAUAUGAUGCCAUCACCACAGUAUCCGCAAUAUUAUUACCAAUGUCAGCGCACGAAAUCACAUCAAAAGCAGCACAAAGAUCAUUGUCAUCACUACCAACCACAACAUCAACCAUAUGCAUACCAUCAUCUUGCACAAUAUCACCCAGGCUUGUUCAUACGUCCAACGGAUGAGAAUAAUUUGUAUACAACGCUUGAGCCGACAAUGAGCAGCAAUCCAAAUGUAUACUUUCAACGUGGCGGAAACGUUCAUCCUGGCAUGAUGUAUUGAUUUAAUGUGACCAGCCACAUCUGAUGGAGAGAAAUAGAGAUCGUGAUUAAUCUCAUAUCGUAUAAUAAGUGAAUAGCCAACGGAAUAAUUAAAUUAAAUCUAGAAGAGAAAAACAAAAACUUAAACAAAAAAAAA
Molecule: messenger RNA, 2825 nt
Organism: Contarinia nasturtii (swede midge)
Lineage: Eukaryota; Metazoa; Arthropoda; Insecta; Diptera; Cecidomyiidae
Exons: 5
Coding region: 210-2690 (826 amino acids)
Biological process (GO): G protein-coupled glutamate receptor signaling pathway; regulation of synaptic transmission, glutamatergic
Cellular component (GO): membrane
Molecular function (GO): group II metabotropic glutamate receptor activity
Source: RefSeq, a predicted model, not a curated record